UGCACGGCGCCACCGAUGGGCGCGGAGGAGGGCACGGAGCAUCAGGGCCUCCCUGACAGCUCCGGAGACGCGCCAUCGCUCCGCAAACUGUCGAUGGUCCCGCUCAUCUUCAUCAUCUUCUACGAGGUCUCCGGCGGGCCGUUCGGGAUCGAGGACACCGUGGGCGCUGCAGGGCCGCUCCUCGCCAUCGUCGGGUUCCUGGCCCUCCCCGUCAUCUGGAGCAUACCGGAGGCGCUGAUCACGGCGGAGCUGGGCACCAUGUUCCCGGAGAACAGCGGGUUCGUCGUGUGGGUGGCCUCGGCGCUCGGCCCCUACUGGGGGUUCCAGCAGGGCUGGAUGAAGUGGCUCAGUGGCGUCAUCGACAACGCCCUGUACCCUGUCCUAUUCCUGGACUAUCUCAAGUCCGCCGUCCCCGCGCUGGGCGGAGGCGCGCCGAGGGCGGUUUCCGUCGUCGGCCUAACGGCGCUGCUGACGCUGCUGAACUACCGGGGGCUCACCGUCUUGGGGUGGGCGGCCAUCUGCAUCGGGGCCUUCUCCCUCACGCCUUUCCUCGUCAUGGGGAUCAUCUCCAUCCCCAAGCUCCGGCCGGCGCGGUGGCUCGCGGUGGACCUCCACGACGUCGACUGGAACCUGUACCUGAACACUCUGUUCUGGAACCUCAACUAUUGGGACUCGGUCAGCACGAUAUCCGGAGAGGUGAAGAACCCCGGCAAGACGCUGCCCAAGGCGCUGUUCUACGCGGUCAUCUUCGUGGUGGUCGGCUACCUGUACCCUCUCCUCGCGGGGACCGGCGCGGUGCCGCUGGACAGGGGGCAGUGGACGGACGGCUACUUCGCCGACAUCGCGAAGCUGCUGGGCGGCGCGUGGCUCAUGUGGUGGGUGCAGGCGGCGGCGGCGGUGUCGAACAUGGGGCUGUUCGUGGCGGAGAUGAGCAGCGACUCGUACCAGCUCCUGGGCAUGGCGGAGCGGGGCAUGCUGCCGGCCUUCUUCGCGUGGCGGUCCAGGUACGGGACACCGCUGAUCGGCAUCCUCUUCUCGGCCUCGGGCGUGCUGCUGCUGUCGACCAUGAGCUUCCAGGAGAUCGUGGCGGCCGAGAACUUCCUCUACUGCUUCGGCAUGAUGAUGGAGUUCAUCUCGUUCGUCCUGCUGCGGGUGAGGAUGCCCGACGCCCCGCGGCCGUACAGGGUGCCGCUGGGCACGGCCGGGUGCGUGGCCAUGCUGGUGCCCGCGACGGCGCUGAUCGUGGCGGUGCUGGCGCUGUCGACGCUGAAGGUGGCGCUGGUCAGCCUGGUUGCGGUGGCCGUCGGGCUCGUGCUGCAGCCUGCGCUGAAGUUCGUGGAGAAGAAGCGGUGGCUCAGGUUCUCCGUCAACCCCGACCUCCCGGGGAUUGACGUGACCCACCAGCCCGUCGCGCCGGACGACCCGUUGGUCGUGUAGGCAUGCUUGUUUAUCGUGCGUUGGUGCUCUCGACGAACUGGGCAAUCAACAAAGCAGGAUCAUGUUUUUUGAAUCUAGUUUGGGGUGAAUUAUACA
This is a messenger RNA of Lolium rigidum, 1533 nucleotides long. Its product is annotated as polyamine transporter PUT1. Gene Ontology annotation, cellular component: membrane. The coding region runs from base 16 to 1437 and encodes 473 amino acids. NCBI's taxonomy places the organism in Eukaryota, Viridiplantae, Streptophyta, Magnoliopsida, Poales, Poaceae. Gene Ontology annotation, molecular function: transmembrane transporter activity. The transcript has a single exon. Gene Ontology annotation, biological process: transmembrane transport. The record is from RefSeq and is a predicted model, not a curated record.